This is a messenger RNA of Macrobrachium nipponense, 2281 nucleotides long. Its product is annotated as protein VASP homolog. The transcript has 4 exons. The record is from RefSeq and is a predicted model, not a curated record. NCBI's taxonomy places the organism in Eukaryota, Metazoa, Arthropoda, Malacostraca, Decapoda, Palaemonidae. Gene Ontology annotation, cellular component: mitochondrion. Gene Ontology annotation, biological process: aerobic respiration; mitochondrial fission. The coding region runs from base 120 to 1256 and encodes 378 amino acids.
AUGUUGCAUUGAGAAGCUUAAGCACCUCAUGUGAUUCACUGUUCUCCUCACAGGCCCAAAGCCAGAUAGAUCCUAAAUGGCUUGCUGAUACUGAAAGAUCGAGGAGCUUCAGACCUAUCAUGUCAAGGUGUGAGACAGUACCCAAUUUAUUAUCAAAUGGUAUGACCAUGGAGGAUGUGGACCCAAGUGAAGAUUCUCCACGUUCUUCAACACCAUUCAGCAUUGCAUCUGACUUUGCUGGUGGAAAACAGAUACAUCGUUUCCAUAACGAUUACAUGCUAAAUACAGACGGUCGGUACCAUAGUCAGUCCGCAUUGAAUAACAGUAGUAUGCAGCAUUCAACAUUCCACGCUUCUUCACCUUUCACAGAUCCCACGGCCUUAGCAAAAAUAACGGCAUUAGAGGAUGAACUUACUCAGCUUCGUUUGCAAAUAACUACACUGAUACACCAGAAUCAACGACCCUUAACACCCCCAUCUACUCCCACUUCAUAUUUCCCCCAACCUCCACCUCCACCUCCACCACCACCUCCACCACCAAACUUAUGUCCUCCCCCACCUCCUCCUCCCCUCCCUCCUCCACCUCCAUCUUCAACAGGUAGUGUAAGUGCUGGUGCUUCUCGCAAGACUUCUUUCUCAGAUUUGAUUGCUCAGGGCAAGGAUAGUAUCAAUAAGCACAAUGAACCUGUAGAAAUACCAAAAAGUAACUUCUCCACAGGCGGUGUGUCUAUGACUGAUGUACUAAAGGGUCUGAACAAAGUCAAAUUAAAAAAAGUAGCAAGGUCUCCAGGUGGUACCCCAAUCAGAGAACGUGCCCAUUCUCCUGUUAAUGGUGAUCCAGCGUCCAUAAUUGCAGCUGCUCUGAAAAAGAGAUUUGCCAAAAUCAAUGUAGAAUCUCCAGAAGUUGAAGUAGAUGAUAGCAAUGAUUUCAAUUCAUCUCCAGAGUCAACUCCUCAAAACAAACGUAAAACUGAAAAUGAUUUGACACCAAAGAGGAAAAGUGGUCUGGCUAAUCCACCAAGAAGAAAGUUAGAUUCUGAAGAACCUUCGGUUGUUCUGGACCUCAAACCCUUAAUAAAAAAACCUUCUCUUCGAGCAGUGAAGACUCAGCUUAAAGAGGAAGAGAAAUCCCCAUCCCUCCCUAUUUUUGGUCAGCACUUGCUUAAAAAACGUAGUCCUCGACCCAUAGAGAAAUUAGAGCCAGAGAUGAAGGACAGGACGAGCCCUAGCAGCAUAGCCUCAGACUUAUCAAGGUGAACUUGUGCCAUAGUGAUUUUCCUAAAUAAGCUAUAAUACAUUAAGGCUUCAUGAUGUGAUAGCAUUUUCUUUUCAUACAUCUUUAGGUAAGUAGAGGUUGUAUAUUUUGUACACUUGCAUAUAUUGCCAAUUAUUUACCAAUUCAAAGGGACCAUACUCUUUCUUUUAAUUUUGUACUGUUUUACUGGAAAGCACCAAUGUGAUUGAAAGAAUAAACUCACUUCUUUCAGGUGCUGCAAAUUUUGUUUUAGUGUUAGGAUCAAAAUGUGUUAGAUAUUCUUGCAUUUGCUAGAGGUACAUUAGUGCACCUGUUUUAGUGUCCCCUUUCAAUAGGAUAACUUUUGUUGAUAAGGUAAAUUCAGUUUUCAGUUAGUUUUUGUCAAAAAAAUUUCAUUUAAUAGUUUUUCAGUACAAAAACUUUGUCACACUACUCAUUCAGGUUUACUUUGUCGAUGUCAUAUCACUCAUUCAGAUCUUAGCUUGCCCUAAUGAGAUCAGCUGCAGAUCAUUCUUUGUAUGGACUGUUUUGAGUUUUAGUAGCUUCUGCCUGUAAUUCAGUAUUAUGAACUUAGCAUGGUAUUUAACAUGUACUUAAGUUGUUUUGUUAUUAUGACACAGUUAUCAUAAUACUUUUGAGUGAUCAUUAUUUAUAGAAUUUUCUUGAAAGAUAUUUAUUUGUUGCUUGAAGUGUGCAUCAGUUUGUUUGCUGUUAUGGAUACAUUUUUCAUUUGAAAACUUUAAAAUAGGUGGAUGAGUAAUUUUGUUUGGUAUAUGUGAUCAGUCUGUGUAGCUUGUAAAGAAGGGUUUAGUAUGAAUUAGCAUGUGCUUUCACAAUUUAUAUUGAUGAUAUGAAAAAUAUUGUAAUAUCUGUUUCAGAUUGAGAGAAUGAAAGAUAUAUUGUAUUGUGAGAGUAAACUUUGUAAUGUCUUUCUGCUGUUUUUAGUUUGGUAAAGGGGUAAAUUUGACAGUUUUUGUUAAUUUUUUAAUUCACAUUUGUUAAAUUCAUGAGAAUUAAGGGACAGUUC